AUGGACAGUCACAUACCGUCCUCCAAACUGUGGACUGCGAAAGAGCAGUUGCGAACUGUGACUCAAAUGGACUACAAGUAUACCCUACUGGGGACUGGGGAGGAUGACUAUCGCAAGAGGCCGCUGCUUCUGCAGGUGGACCAAGCACCGAUGAACCUCUUCGCUGUCCUGGAAGUGAAGCCCGAGCACCUGCGGAGGUGGAGCACGCCCGGCAGCUUCCGCAAGGUCCGCUUCUGCGGCGUCCUUCUCGGCGUGGCCGUCACUUUCGCCGUCAUGGCCUCAUAUGUUCUUACGGGGGACAGUAAGGACCUCCUGCUCACGCCGUCGCCUUAUCAUCACUCCGCUAGCCCACCGGGACCCUUCGCCCUCAACCUAUCCUCGGUCAAGAAUUACACACACCUCCAGACGGUGGUCAAGUCCAUCGCUGCCAAAGUGGAGUUUCGCGGUGGACGGCGGUUGCCGGUGUUUGAGACCUUGGCUCGAAGUGAGCGACAUAUGUUUUCCGUCAUCCCCCGUCAAUUCCUCCCUGGUUUCCGCAACCCCUGCUGGCACGAGGAAUACGCCGGGAACAUCAACUCGGACCCGUACAGCGCCAACCUAUACGCGCGCUACUCCCGCAGCUUUCGUGCCGUCUUCCAGCACUUGAGGAGCGCCUUCCCAAAGCACUUGUUUAGCCGCGAUGGCAAGCUCUACCGCAUCCGUUGCCUGCCGUAUUUCUACAUUAUCGGACAGCCCAAGUGCGGCACCACCGAUCUUUACGACCGCUUGCGGCUGCACCCAGACGUCAAGUUCUCCACCUUCAAAGAGCCGCACUGGUGGACCCGCAAGAGGUUCGGCAUCAUUCGUCUAAGCGAGGGUUUCCACGACCGAUACCCGGUGGACGACUACCUGGACUUGUUUGACCAAGCUGCUCAUUUCAUCCAAGGCAGCCAGGCGGCCAACCAAAGUGGCAUACCCGCUCAGCCCGACGUCAUCAUUGGCGAAGCCAGCGCCUCCACAAUGUGGGACAACAACGCCUGGGUGUACUUCUACGACAACACCACCAGCGGAGGUGAGCCGCCCUUCCUCAUCCAGGACUUCCUACAUGCCCUGCAGCCUGACGCCCGCUUCAUCGUCAUGCUCAGAGACCCCGUGGAAAGGCUCUACUCGGACUACUUGUACUUCGGCAUCGCCAACAAGUCGGCGGAGGAUUUUCACGAGAAGGUGUCUGAGUCCGUGCAGCUUUUGGACGGCUGCCUGGCCGACUACACGCUUCGCUCGUGCGUCUACAACACCAGCGUCAACAACGCCAUGCCUGUACGACUGCAGGUAGGCCUGUACGUGGUCUAUUUGCUGGACUGGCUGAGCGUGUUCGGCAGAGAGCAGAUUCUCGUCCUGCGGUUAGAAGACCACGCCUCCAACAGGAAGUCCACCAUGCACACUGUCUUCCACUUCCUUGGUCUGGCACCGCUGAGCCAGCAGAUGGAGGCGGAGCUCAACAGAAGCCCCGCCUCUAAUAGCAGGAGGCCGGCUGACAAGAACCUGGGCCCCAUGCUGCCCGCCACCAAACACAUUCUGCGCGACUUUUAUGCGCCCUUCAACCGCAAACUGGCGCAAGUCUUGCGCAAUGACUCCUUCCUGUGGGACGCCAACCCCUGA
Nerophis lumbriciformis (worm pipefish) is the source of this 1638-nucleotide messenger RNA. Lineage: Eukaryota; Metazoa; Chordata; Actinopteri; Syngnathiformes; Syngnathidae. The record is from RefSeq and is a predicted model, not a curated record.